Molecule: messenger RNA, 2489 nt
Organism: Lates calcarifer (barramundi perch)
Lineage: Eukaryota; Metazoa; Chordata; Actinopteri; Centropomidae
Gene: dnaaf1
Product: dynein axonemal assembly factor 1
Molecular function (GO): protein binding
Source: RefSeq, a predicted model, not a curated record
ACCAUGGAAACAAACAUAAACGUUAACUAACGUUAUUCACAAAAGCGAACUGCUGAGUGAGAUUCACCGGAUUUCGACAACUAACGAGCUUUCGUUAAACAUUUCCAAAACAAAUAGAGAUUACCUCAAUCUCUGCUACUUAUUAAAUUGAUAUAUAUUUUUGGCGAUGUCUACGGUUGAAUUCCAAGAUACGAUGGGGGAUAAAGAGGCAACACAAAUGGAAGUUGGAGAUGUCGAAAGAACUUGUGUGAAAAGUGGAGUUAACGCCAUGAAAAAGGAUGGAGCUCAAGAAAACAAGGAAAAUGACAAACAACUUCAAAGCCCACCUAAAGAGAAAAAGGAUUUACAGUCAGGGCCACGAAUGACCAAGAAGUUCCUCAGAGACCACUGUAAGCAGAACAAACUUUACAUUACACCCUGCCUGAAUGACACGUUGUAUCUGCAUUUCAAAGGUUUCUCCACCAUUGAGAACUUAGAGGAGUACACAGGACUGAAGUGUCUCUGGCUGGAAAGCAAUGGGCUUCAACGCAUUGAAAACCUGGAUGCCCAGACUGACCUUCGCUGCUUGUUCCUUCAGCAGAACAUCAUAUAUAAGUUGGAAAACCUUGAACAUCUGAAAAAACUCUCCACCUUGAAUGUCUCCAACAACUAUAUCCACACCAUAGAGAACAUCUCCUGCCUUCCUGACCUGAGCACUCUGCAGAUUGCCCAUAACAAGCUGGAAACUGUGGGGGACAUAGAGCACCUGAGUCAAUGUCUGGCAAUCAGUGUGCUGGAUAUGUCUCACAACCUGUUAAAUGACCCUGAGAUCCUCUCUAUUCUUGAGGCCAUGCCAGAACUGCGAGUGUUAAAUCUAAUGGGAAAUGAUGUGGUGAAAAAGAUCCCAAACUACAGGAAGACUAUGAUUGUGCGCCUCAAGCAGCUCACCUUUCUUGAUGAUCGCCCUGUGUUUUCCAAGGACAGGGCGUGUGCAGAGGCAUGGGCAGUGGGAGGGCUGGAGGGGGAGUGCAAAGAACGGGAGCAGUGGGAAACACGAGAGAGGAGGAAAAUUCAGGACAGCUUGGACAGCAUGGCGAUGAUUCGGAAAAAAGCUCAGGAGAGACGCCGUCUACGAGAGCUACAGGAGAAAGGGGAGACUGACGCUUUAACCACUCCAUGUGAGGAAAACAACCACCAGAUUUUGACUUCAUCAACAGAGAAAAUCAAAGCCUUUGUGCAGGACAGCCUGGAUGCCUAUGAAGAGUUCUCAGACAGUCAAGCAACACUUGAACACAAGCCGAAAGGUGAACAUAUAGAGGAAGAGCAGCCAAUUGAAGGGUUGCAGAGAGAGCAAUUGAAGAAAGACGACCAGGACCAAUCUCAGAUGAAGUGGGCUGUGAGAGAGGGGAAAGAAGAGGUGAAUCCAGAGCAGUCAGCACAAGAGCAAGAAAGUAUUGCAGUGAAGAUGUCAGAGGCAGAGAAAGUGGAAGAUCACAAACACCAAAACCAGUCAUGCUUAACCCAAGACAUGAGAAAUGAAGCAGAGAGAGAGCAGGUGAACAUGAGCGAGCAGCGUGAGAAGAAACAGCCUCCCCCAAUCAGGGCAGCUCCUUCACACACAGAUGAGGUUGUACCAACAUAUGGUCCUGGACCACUGGUUACAGAGCUGGAGGAUGUAGAGCAGCUGGAAACCAUUCACCUCUCACUGAAUCGCUCACUGCAUAUUGAUGACCUGCCUGAUCUGGAGGAUGUGGACACAGAAAACUUUGCUGCAGUGGUCUCUUCUCAGCAGGUGUUCAAACCAAAAAUAGAGGUCAUAUCAGGAGGCAGUGAUGAGGAUGAGCCAACUGGGAACCAGAGCGAGACCAUCCCUACUUCAAAUCCAGACAAAAGUUCAUUGUUCACUGAAGUCUCUAACGAUUCUUCAUCACUGGUGUAUUUGGGGGAUUGGGAUGCCUGUGAGCCAAUGAUAUUCCCACCUGUGGGAGAGUCAAAGACAAACCAAACCUCCUCUGCACCACGCUGCCUGAUUGAGGAGCUGGACUGAUGCUUUCAAGGUUUGAACUAUGCAGUCUCACAGGACAUGGCCUCAAAUUAAAUACACUUUAAACCUGACGGGCAAUAGACUGGUCAUGUGAGACAAUGAAAAGCCCAGUAAGGGCUCAGCUUUAAUUUUAAAAAUGCAUAUUUAAGUGUGAAAAGUAAUUCGUUGUUUAUCAUAUUUGUGGUAAAUAUUUGUAUUUAAGGAUUUCACAGCAUUUUGUUGAUAUGGUUAUUAAUUGUAAAACUGAAAACACAAUAAAUCUGACCUGGUCAAUUUUCUUUUAUAGUGUUUUCCUUUAGGGGCAGUAAUAGCUUUGUACAUUCAUGUUAAAGCAACACAAAUGUUAACUAAUUAUGAUGUUUUUCAACAAAUAAACACUAGGUCUACUAACUUUCCAACAGUUGUUAGUGCAUCUAAAAAAUGGCAACCUGCAGUAUUUUUCAUUUAUUAAAAAUGUAACACCAGA